AUAUUACUAUUACAAUUAUUCAAAUACACAUACAUACUGAUAUAGUUGAUUUACCGGUAACCCGUGAUAUUUCAUGAACGAGUUAUAUCAAAUCUCUCAUCCAUUCUUACGAAAUAUACCCUUUUAAUGAUGCACAUCGGAAACUAGAAUACUUGGGACGAGGUUUCAGAGACAUGGCGGAUUCUAGAUCACCUGAUUCUGUGGAUUUUGAUGAUUUCCCUGAGCCGUUUUCUAACUGCGAUAAUUUGACUCACCAUUACCACUCACUUCUCGAUUGCUGCUCUACCGUGUCUUGCGCCAUCACCUGAAAUAUUUCGAAGGCACUCGGCUCUCCUGUACCACAGACUUGAUUCACCGACUGCAGACAGUAGAUCUACAAGAUCGAUUUCGGAUGGAUAGGCUGAUAGCGCCACAUACACGGUAUAAUAACGCAGUGGUGGUUGGUCUAUUUACUGAUUGUACCCUCUGUAUUGCUGCAAAUGCGAUUGCUGACCUGUUGGCCCCAAUCCAAGAGUUCACUACAGCCUACCGAGUAAAAGCCUACAUUCUGAACUUCAGCUUGGAGCACUGGAUAAGACUAUCAGACGAAUAGCGGAUAGGCCUAUGUUCAAUACUAUCAACCAAAGCGAAAACACACGGACUUUCUCUGUGAAUGGAUUAUGAACGACGUGUCUUAUUACUAACAGUGGUUUGCACGGUCAGGGAAGACAAAAUGCCGAAAUCCUCGACUAGGGGUGACCCGAUGGCACUCCUCAAAGCACGCAUAUUGGAGGAGAAGGACAAUCCGGCGCUCAUCCAAGCAUGUAGAAAGGGCAGUUUGGAGGAGGUCGAGAGUUUAUUGGUGGCCGGGGCAAACGUAGACUGUGUCGAUUCAACAAAAAGACAGACAGCACUUAUGAUGGCCGUCAAGAACAGGAAUGUUGACAUUGUGAAGGUUUUACUGAAAGGCGGGGCUGACGUGAACUUUGACACUGAUCAUGGAACGGCUCUAAACACAGCUGUUAGGGGCGGUUCCCCACAACUUUGUCAAAUCCUUCUCGAGAGCGGUGCAUCUCCUCCUACCAAGAUUGUCGAAAAAUGGUACAUUCCCUAUUGUUGCAAACGAAGUUUUUUCGGCGUCGUAAAAGUCUUAUUGGAUUUCCUCGCCACGAAAGGAAAUAUAUUGUAUAAGAAAACCACUCUCAUGAUUUUAGCUGCAACGCAUGGCCAUUUUGAGUUGGUGCGAGUACUUGUUGAGCGCGGAGGCGUCAACUUUGAGCGGCAGGGUGAGAGGGCCCUGAUUGCAACAUGCGCUGGAGGUGAUUUCUCGAAAGAUGAUUACAUCGCAAUUAUCAAACUUCUUAUGCGACAAAAUUUGGAUGUAAACUAUUUCAACGAAAUGGGUAAAACGGCCAUUUAUGAAGCAGCACUUAAUUCGAGAGGGGGCGAGAAGGUCGUGAAAUUAUUGUUGGACAAUGGCGCACUUUUCGAAGUUGACACCUUGGUAGACGUUUGCGACCCUGAAUGUUUCGGUCGAUUUUUGUGCUCGCCGCUAGCUGGCGCUGUCAAACAUGGAUACAUUGAUAGGGUUCGACUACUUUUAGAUCUAGGAGCUGAUGUGAACGAGAUCUGGCGGAGGGAUGUCAAUCCUAGCGCCACGAAACUAGGCUCUGGGGGAACUGAUAUUAGCAUGCUGAUGUUAGCAUGCAAGAAUAAAACCCUUAUAAGUGUUGCGAAGGAAUUGUUAGACAGGGGUGCAGAUGUAAACAUGAGAAAUAGCGCUGGGAAUACGGCCCUUCAUAUUGCCGUACACUCCGAUUUUCGUACCUGGGCAUCCAAAGCGAAAGCUCCUAGUGGGUCCUAUUUCGACCGGCACUACAAUGUUUCACCAAGAGCGCAACCCGACACGAUACUUUUACUUCUCCUACACGGAAGUAGUGUCGCGGCAAAGAACCAAGAUGGCGAGACCCCAUUUGAUAUUUGUAUGAAAAUGAUAAGCAGCUCUAAUAAUUGGCAUUUUGAAAACGAAAGUUUGAUAGCUCUGAGCUUCUUGAUAAAAGCAGAUUCGAAGAAUUUUGAUAGUCAGGACGUGUCGUGGCUUUGCGACAUUGUGAAAAGAAGACGUUACAAUAUGGAUGUUGAAAUAAUGGAGGAAUUGGUUCGUAUUCUUAUCGCUGCAGGUGUAAAACCAACUCCACAGCUGAUACAAAUGUCGGAUCAUGACUCGCACGACCCACUGCAGCGGAAGGUUUUUGCACUGCUAAAUCAUUGCAGCAAGAACCCCACUUCCUUACAGGACCAAUGUCGCACCCGAGUGCGGGCUUCUCUCAGGUCACCGCUGAACGACGUCAACAAUGUCAGCUUGGGACUCUCUGUCCCAUUGCGUAGGUUCAUAAUCAUGGAUGACCUUGAACUAUUCGUAAGAGGUCACCCAAAACUUCAAGUUUUAAACAUUUCCUCAUGUGACAACCCUACUCGAAAAUAACCAAGUCCCUCCUGAUCUAUAAUCAUCUGUAUACCGGUUGUCAGUCCGACGCAUUCAACAUGUAAUUUUGACUUGUGAGUAUGCCUAGAGACAUACAUAGUCAUAGGCCUUGGAAGCAAAGAUAUUGUAAUUCAAAAUGCCAAUGGUACAAUCAUUCAUCAAUGAAAAUCAGUUUUGUACUGAAAUGCAUAGUGUAAAUGCACGUUAAGUUUAAAAUAAAUGCAUUUACUGACUUCAUUCAUACUGCCUAU
This is a messenger RNA of Lineus longissimus, 2715 nucleotides long. Its product is annotated as ankyrin repeat and KH domain-containing protein 1-like. The coding region runs from base 653 to 2464 and encodes 603 amino acids. The transcript is spliced from 2 exons. Gene Ontology annotation, cellular component: ciliary inversin compartment. Gene Ontology annotation, molecular function: protein binding. The record is from RefSeq and is a predicted model, not a curated record. Lineage: Eukaryota; Metazoa; Nemertea; Pilidiophora; Heteronemertea; Lineidae. Gene Ontology annotation, biological process: protein localization to ciliary inversin compartment.